UCUCUUCCCGAGUUCGUCUGUUCUCCGCGACGAAAAAAAUGCCGGACCCAGCGAAAUCUGCCCCCGCUCCCAAGAAGGGGUCCAAGAAGGCGGUCACGAAAGUGCAGAAGAAGGACGGCAAGAAGCGCAAGCGCAGCCGCAAGGAGAGCUACUCCGUCUACGUGUACAAGGUGCUGAAGCAGGUGCACCCCGACACGGGCAUCUCGUCCAAGGCCAUGGGCAUCAUGAACUCGUUCGUCAACGACAUCUUCGAGCGCAUCGCCGGCGAAGCGUCCCGCCUGGCGCACUACAACAAGCGCUCGACCAUCACGUCGCGGGAGAUCCAGACGGCCGUGCGCCUGCUGCUGCCCGGGGAGCUGGCCAAGCACGCCGUGUCCGAGGGCACCAAGGCGGUCACCAAGUACACCAGCUCCAAGUAAGGGUACACAAGGAAUGCGACACAACAACUGCUUUACCCCAAAGGCUCUUUUCAGAGCCACUUCAGUCAUCAGAAAAGGGCUGUAAGCACAAUGGGCCCAUCAGCCUUUGUUAGGUAUGAUGUGACCGUGGUCACGAGUGCAUUUGUGGUUAGGAUCAGGAAGUCCCUACCGAGUCCUUGAUGGAACCUUUGGCUUAAUAAAGGAUCCUUGAGAGGCGGAGGAAUGGGCAAGUGUCUCUUCUGUCUUCAGAUACGUGUUAAUACGCGUUUGGGGGCUUCUUUAGCUCGGCGACUGAUCCCUAGCAUUUUUAAGUAAUGAUCGAGUUGGGUUUCAUCUUUAAUGUACAGGUGAGAAGUUGUCAGUUCUUCAACUCCCUACUCAACUUAUUGGCAAUAUCAGAAGAUAAGCUUAUUUCAUGAUGUGAGAAGGGUGCUACUGGCAUUUAAUGGGAAGCAGCCAGCACUGAUGCCGUGCGUAAUGCACAGGACAGCCCCCACAACAAAGCAUUACCUGAUUCAUAAUGCUGAUUCCUGUGCAGAGACUGAGACCCACUGGCCCAAAUACCUGUCGUGCUAUCCCUGGACCCACACCUAUGUUAUUGCUCUUUACUUGAAAGGUGAACAUUCCAUAGGCUUACUGUUUCCAGGUCAUUUUUCACAGGAAAACUUUCAGGGCAAGAACCCUGUUCUGGUUUCUGUUAAACAGAACAGAACAAAACAAAAACUUAUGAUUGUAAGAACUGUGGAAUUGCUUUCUGAAAUUGCUUGCCUCUGGUGAAGUUUGCUGCUUUCAGUCAGGUUGGAUGUGGGGAGGUGGUUUUCAGUGUUCCCAGGUGUGUGUAUUUUAAUAAGUUUUGGAUGUAUCUACUUGGCCCACAUGUUGGCAUCAAAUGUUAAAAUCAGGCUGUGGGUGUGUGUUUGUGUUUUGUUUCUGUUGUUUUGCACAGUACUGGGGAUCAAAACCAGCGUUUCUGUCUGGGCAAGUAGUCUACCACUAAGGAACAUUCCCCAGUCCACUAGUAUUUUGAGAAUGAGUGGAGAAGGGAUUUAUGGUACACAGAAGGCCAUGGUUAAUAUGUAGAAUGAAUCUCUGAAGACUAAAAACUUGUAUAAUUCAAAACAUCCUGAAAAAAGCUAGUGGAUUUCUUUUUUCCUUACCAAAUAAAUAAAAUAGGAAAACUUAGUUUACAAUUUACUGAAACAGGCUUUGAUAUUAAGCCAUUCUUGGUAAGUCCUUCUCAGGACAACUCUGUACUUACUGUGAAUUUUGUAAUUUUAUAAUUUAGUUCAAACUUACAUCUAAUUAAAAGUGGUAGAGUGCUUGCCUAGCAUGCAUGAGGCACUGAGUUCCGA
This is a messenger RNA of Urocitellus parryii (Arctic ground squirrel), 1771 nucleotides long. Its product is annotated as histone H2B type 2-F. NCBI's taxonomy places the organism in Eukaryota, Metazoa, Chordata, Mammalia, Rodentia, Sciuridae. Gene Ontology annotation, molecular function: DNA binding; protein heterodimerization activity; structural constituent of chromatin. Gene Ontology annotation, cellular component: nucleosome. The record is from RefSeq and is a predicted model, not a curated record.